Fundulus heteroclitus (mummichog) is the source of this 2431-nucleotide messenger RNA. RefSeq names its product solute carrier family 22 member 13. Bases 549 to 2165 code for a protein of 538 amino acids. Gene Ontology annotation, molecular function: transmembrane transporter activity. Gene Ontology annotation, cellular component: membrane. NCBI's taxonomy places the organism in Eukaryota, Metazoa, Chordata, Actinopteri, Cyprinodontiformes, Fundulidae. Gene Ontology annotation, biological process: transmembrane transport. The transcript has 10 exons. The record is from RefSeq and is a predicted model, not a curated record.
AGACCAGAAAAAAGGUACUAAAUGGAAACAGAGACCCGUGAAGACCAAGUCCAGUACUCAUAUGAUUUGUAAUAACAUUAUAGUUUUCUCAGAUUUUUUACUCAUUGCAUGAGUAAUGCUAAAAUUAAAACCCUCAGAGGGAUAUUACAUGUCAGACCCCACAUCUUUGUGACCACAAAACAGCAGCUAUCAUGGUUCAUUUGCUCUUGUAUACAUAACAACGCUGCGCUGAUGUUGUGUUUAUUUCACAAUAUUAAGUUUAGUUUUUUUAUAGAAGAAAUGAAGAAUGUUUAUUUUUUUGGUUGUUUUAUUAGAAUCUAUCAAAUAGUAUUACCAACAGCUGUUUUUGUUAAUUAAAUGAGAAAUAAUGAUGACCCAUUUCCGACAUCGUUGUUUGCUGAUCUGUCAGUAAUUUGACAGGACAUAAAAGUGCAGUGAUUGCCUGUUUAAACAUUAACUCGAGGGAUGAGAGUCGUUCUAAGAAGCCAGCUUUAAAACCAAAGCUAUCAUUCGUCCUCGUUGCUUGCCAAGGACUUAAGGAGACCAUUAUGAGCGACUUUGGGCAAAUCCUGAAGGAGAUCGGGGAAUUUGGCUUGUUUCAGAAGCGUUUGGUGGCUGCGUUAUGCAUCCCCAGCAUAUUUCUGGCGUUCGAUGUGAUCGGCCAGGUGUUUACAGGCAUGAACUUUCCGCACGAGUGUAACACCGACUGGAUCUUGGAGCAGGGGCCCAACCUGACUGAUGAAAGACAGCGAAACCUCACCAUACCUGUUAACAGCGAGGGACAGUUUGACAGGUGUAAAAUGUUCAUGCCCGUAAACUUGGACCUGGAAACCAUUGAAAAGUACGGUCUUAAUGACACGACAGGAUGCACAAACGGAUCCGAUUUUGAAAUGCCCAAAGGUGCCUCCAGCAUUGUGACAGAGUUCAACCUGGUGUGCGACAGAAGCAGUUUCACUGAGGCCUCUCAGUCUGUCUACAUGGCUGGCCUUCUGGUCGGAGCCUUUGUUCUCGGACAGAUGGCUGACAGGUUUGGCCGACGUUUUGUGGUCCUGCUGUCGCUCCUCGUCUUGUUUGUGUUCGGAGUAGGAAUGAGUUUCUCGCCCAACAUCUAUGUUUAUAUUGCUCUGAAAUUUGUUUGUGGCAUCUCAACAUCUGGAAUAGUUGGAAAUGCCUUCGUCAUUGGUGGAGAAUGGAGCGAUUCUUCAAAGUUCGCUCUCUGUACCAUCAUCUGCCACGCGUUUUUUCCUCUUGGACUGAUGAUCCUGUCUGGAGCUGCCUUUUUGAUCCGCAACUGGAGGAUCCUGCAGUUGGUGCUUUUCAGCCCUCUUAUCCUCGUACUGGGGAUCUUCUACUGGAUUCUCCCAGAGUCAGCUCGCUGGCUCAUUACACAGGGCAGGAAGGAGGAGGCCAUAAAGGAAAUACGGAGAGCCGCUAAAGUGAACAAGAGGAAAGUACCGGAGGAGCUGCUGGAGAAACUAGAAGGAGAAGGCGCAAACAAAAAGGGAACCAUGCUGGACAUCUUCAGGUUAAGAUACCUGAGAAAGCGGGCUUUGAUAAUGAGCAGCGUCUGGUUUGCAACAAGUCUGAUGUACUACGGAUUCAGCCUCAAUGUUGGCAACUUUGGCCUGGAUAUUUACCUCACCCAGUUCAUCUUUGGCGUGGUGGAGGUUCCUGCCCGUGUGGGUAUUUUGCCGUUCCUACAGCAUUUUGGAAGGAAAAUAUGCCAAGCCACGGUGCUGCUGUUCGGAGGUGUGGCUUGCCUCUGUGUUCUUGUUGUACCAAAAGAUCUUCCCGUCGUGAUCACAGUCAUAGCUGUUCUUGGUAAAUUUGCUGCCACUGCCAGUUUUGCCACAGUGUAUGUUUAUACAGCAGAACUAUAUCCCACCAUUCUGAGGCAGAACGGUGUAGGUCUGAACGCCAUGUGUGCUCGGGUGGCAGGAAUCCUCGCUCCCCUGAUUCGCCUCUUGGAUGUUUACCAUCAUACCAUCCCCAUGUUGAUAUACGGCAUUGUCCCCAUCGUGGCUGGAGGGCUCUGUGUGCUGCUGCCUGAAACUCGCAAUGUCGAACUUCAGGACCUUGCUGAAAACAAACAAUCGUCUGAUGAAACUUCUGAGAAAGGGUCCUUUGCUCAAGAAGACAAGGCAGAAAAGUCUACAAAGUUGUGAUUCAUAUUUUUACUGAAGCUCUGAUAAAAUGGUCACUGCUAUUAGUUUGUAUUGAGUUAGCUGUAGAGUUUAUCAGUUAAAAGGUGCGUCACAUUUUAUUUGUUACAGUCUGUUUAUUUUUUUGACACUCCAACAAAAAUGUUAAAUAUUGAAUUCAUGUUUUUUUUUUCUGAAUUAUAUGUAAAUUAUAAUGGGCCUGCGCAGCAUUUGUGUGUAUUAGGAGCAACUUCUUUGUUAGGAACCUCAGAAAACCAGCAUGUCAAAAU